This is a messenger RNA of Didymosphaeria variabile, 867 nucleotides long. RefSeq lists its product as uncharacterized. The coding region runs from base 1 to 867 and encodes 288 amino acids. Gene Ontology annotation, cellular component: lipid droplet; prospore membrane; ascospore wall. The record is from RefSeq and is a predicted model, not a curated record. Lineage: Eukaryota; Fungi; Ascomycota; Dothideomycetes; Pleosporales; Didymosphaeriaceae. The transcript has 3 exons.
AUGUCGGAGAGAGUCAAAGAGGUUGCGAAGGAGGAGUUUGAGCAGGCCAAAGUGCUCGCCGCAGGCGCAGUACGGUCGCAGGCCUACCUCUAUCCACUCAAAGGCAUAGCCUACUUCUUCACGCACCGCGCACUCUGGCGCCCCCUCGCCAACAAGCUCAUCCCCACACUCUCCCUCGGUCUUGGUGUCACAGUCUUCAUGUUCGCCGUGACCUACGUACCACAAGCUGCCGUCCUGACCAUCUUCAACGGCCCUCUCGCGAUCGUGACUACCAUUCUUUUGGUCCUGUCCGAAGCCUCCACCGUCUUCAACAUCCUCUCCAAGAAUUUCCUCAUCGAUGAUGCCCUCAUCGACACCUUCGAUGGCACCCUUCUCGCGCGCGAUCAGGCCGCCCUCGUCUCGCGAGAGAGGGCAAUGAAGAGCGGCGGCGACUACAUGGCGCGUCUGGGUAAAAUCACGCGGAAGCCAUUCGAGAGAUUCAGUCCGAAAGCCAUCAUCAGGUACCUUAUGUACCUGCCGCUGAACAUGAUUCCCGUGGUGGGCACGGUGCUCUUCGUCAUACUCCAGGGAAGGAAGUUCGGACCAACGGCGCACGCGAGGUAUUUCCAGCUCAAGCAGAUGAACAAGCAUCAAAAAGAGGAAUUUAUCGAGAGCAGGAAAGCUGCGUACACAAGCUUCGGCGUGCCCGCUGUCCUCCUCGAGCUUGUUCCAAUCGCAGGCAUCUUCUUCAGCUUUACAAACACCGUCGGCGCUGCACUAUGGGCCGCAGACAUCGAGCAGAAGACCGCGCCAGGAGAGACCACUGCCCCGAGUCUUCGCAGCCAGGCGGAGGCCGCGUCAAGGGAAGAGUCCAGAAAAGAGCUGUAG